AUGAUGGCGUCUGAUAAAUAUGUCAGUUCGAAAAGCUUUCAAGAAAACGCAACUUCGCAUCACUUUUCCAUCAUGGUGAGUACAGAGACCCGAUGAAAAGUAAGUUAAGUGAGUGUAGAGCUAUGAAAACAAUACCUUGGUUUUUUUUAACUCAUCUAAACUCACCGAAAAACUGAAAAAAGAGCCAAUUCAAUCUUUUGAUAAAUAAACGCAACUCCAAGAAAGCAAGAUAUUUUUUCCUCAGGCUUAUUGAGAGCAAUUUUAAUUUUGCGUAUAGCACGAUUAAAAUAAUUAAUGUUAGCUGUUUGCAUAUCAAGAGCCACGUACAUCACAAGCCAAAUCUUUGAACUUUAUUUUAAACGUAAAUUAGUUAUUUGACCCACCGUCAAAAGUGAGUUGUUUUGAACGCCGUUGGUUAUGGCGUCGGAUCAAAGAGCUGAAGUCAUAAAUUCACAAGGUGACGUUUCACAGACUGAAAUUUCUGUAACCUUUAUUGAUCUCAUUUAAUUGACUUAUCGAGUUGAUCACAGGGACUUUGUUACGCAUUUAAGAGUUCCAAUUUUUCUUUUCAGACACCAUGUCUUGCAGAACCGUGUAAAAAUGGGGGAAUGUGCAAGCCGAACUAUGGCGAUGGAAACUACGAAUGUCAAUGUCUAAUAGGUUCCAAGGGAAAGAACUGUCAUGAAGGUAAUAUAAAAUACAAAAUGCACUCUCCAGUUUUCACCCUAUUUCUUCAGUUUUUUCCAACUCUACUUUUAUUAUUUCUUCUCUUUUUGUUUUUACCGUCUAAAACCCUUACAUCUCGAUGAGAAAGAAUCAAAAGUGACUUGGUAAGACUUAAAUUCGGAAAAUCGCAUCUUUAAAAAGUUUCCUGUAAAGAGUACCUCGUAAGUCAUUUUAUGUGGUAGACCGGCGUUAGUGACUUGACAGACUCUAACCAGUGAUAAAAUAGAUGCUAUGGUGUCUAUGUUGUAUAGUUGUUUUUGUUGUUGUUUUUGUUGUUGUUUUUCUAGCCUUCUUCCUCCUUUUUUCCCUUCAAUCUCAUCAUUUUUCUUCUCCUCUUACUUCUCCCAUCUCUUCUCCUUUAACCUUUCCUGUUUCCAAAGCUUUAAUAAAAGGAAUUCCCAAGAAAAGAAAUUUAUACAAUAAUUUGCUGUCCUCUGCAGAUGUCUGCAACCUUACAGACGGGUGGAAAAAGUUCAACCUGUCGUGCUAUAAGUUUUUUAACGUCAAAACAAAGUGGGAUAAAGCGAAGCAGCAUUGUUCGGAUUUGGGUUCCAUAUUGGUUACAAUUCAUUCUCUUGAAGAGAAUCAGUUUGUCGCCUCUUUAGCUCCUACUAAUACGACCAUUUGGAUUGGAGCCAGUGACACUGUCCUGGAGGGAACCUGGGUCUGGCUGGACGGUGAAAACUGGGGCGGAUAUGCAAACUGGGGUGGAAGUAAUCCCAAUAAUAGCAGAGGUAAAGAAAACUGUGCGUUGACCGUAAAUGGCAAGUGGAAUGAUGUAGACUGCAAUUUGUCACGUACCUACGUCUGUAAGACGAAGAACUAA
This is a messenger RNA of Pocillopora meandrina, 1552 nucleotides long. Lineage: Eukaryota; Metazoa; Cnidaria; Anthozoa; Scleractinia; Pocilloporidae. The record is from the annotation of a GenBank genome assembly.